Harpegnathos saltator (Jerdon's jumping ant) is the source of this 1092-nucleotide messenger RNA. RefSeq lists its product as uncharacterized. The transcript has 2 exons. The record is from RefSeq and is a predicted model, not a curated record. Lineage: Eukaryota; Metazoa; Arthropoda; Insecta; Hymenoptera; Formicidae. Bases 161 to 889 code for a protein of 242 amino acids.
ACGCGUGACAAUUUUCGCUCACUUUGUACAAUCGAUACGAUAUCGAAGCUUCCAAUCUCGAUGAAACAAUUAUCAGCAUUCUUUUAUCCUCUGACGAACAAAUAAUAACGAUCGAGUGACGCCGUUGACGGACCACGCGCUUGUUUGUCGAGUUGAAGUAAUGAAAAGAAAAAAAAAAAAGAAAAAGAAAAAGGAAGAGGGCGGCGUUGCGGAGGAGAAAAUAAGAAACGUGUCUCGAGUAAUACGUUUUACCUUGAAUGCAGGCGAUAUCUACUGCGCAAUGUGCGUAUGCCUAAUCGGAUGUAUUCAGGAUGCAGAUUGCUCCGGCCGCACGUUGGCUACUCUCUUGGUUGCUUGGGUGGCGACCUUAAUGGUGACUUCGAUAUUACUGCAAUGGGAGUACAUGUGGAUCGUACUGACGUUUCUGACCAUACUGUUCCUCCUAAUCUGCGCCUGUAUGGCCUACAAUAUAAAGAAGACUCACAUGAGGACUUGGCUCAACGAGCACCAAAGAGCGACGAGUGAGACAGAAAGAGAAAGAGAACGGGAGAGAAGGCCUGUCUGGACUAUCUCUAACGGGUUAACGACCGACGAUUGCAGAGAGGCGGAAUCUCGACGAAUUGUGGAUCUACCACCAUCGUACUCGUCCGUAGUAUUCAGCAUGCAACCUACGUCGGGAUCUUUACGCCCGUCGUUAAUCACCGGCAAUUCACCCGCCGAUGCCAAAGCCGAAGACCCACCGCCGUAUUCGAGCAUGAUGGCCAUCACCGACACGUCUGGUCGAAUUACGGAAGCUGCGAACGGACCGAGCACGGAAUCCUCCGCGUCCGCGACGAAGAACAAUAUCGUUUCCAUUGACAUCUCGAAUGCAAGAGACGCGCACGACUGACGAUUAGUACUUAGAGCGUUACUCAUUAUUUCUUAUCAGUGCGUGAAUACUGUUUUACGCAAGAGGAUACUAAAAUCAGUACCGAAAAAUAGCAAGUUGAGAAACAUGCAGGAGUAAUGUUACGAUAAUAAUGUCUUACGAAACAUUGAUAUUUCUACCUGGUCCGCUGCAUUAUAAAUGUAUCGCAUAAGUAUACUUUACCG